UGCACAUGUACAAGGUUGCUUUGGUGUGCACUAGGUGUCGGAAGCGAUUUGUCUGCAUGGCUCAAUAUAAAUUGCAUACCAAUUGAAGAUGCACAUCUUCAGAAAGCAAUGAUUACCGCGUUCUAAAUAGGCAUGAAAAGCAAUAUACUGUUGACUUGGCUGAGAAUCGGACAUCAUUUUUUAAUACAGCCGAAAGCUUAAGCAAUGCUUCGUCAAGUGUUGCGUCUUGUUUUGAGGAAACUGAUUUGGAUUGCGACUUAGAAAGUUUUCCAAGCCCAGAUAUUCUUACAAAGCUGUCAUGUCUGGCGAGACAGCUUGAGUCGCAAUAUCGCUGUCCGAUUGUUGGAGUUGAUGGAGUUGUUGCUAAAAUAGCAGACAUCUUACAGACUGCUGGUACCGCAAUCGAUGUGUCCGCACUCGAAAAUGACCGCGCAAGAAAGGCCCUGUACACUUCUCAGGGGAUUUAUGUUCCACCAGAGGAAGUAAAACUUCCGCAUGGUGAAAAAGCUUACUUUGUGCCACUCAAGAGACUAAUUGAAAAUUUGCUUCGUCAUCCAAUCUUUUCCCGCCACUUUCAGUCUCCAUUGCAGACUUCAAACAGUGCGUUGCUAAAAGAUUUUACUGAUGGCAUGCGAGUUCAAAUGCACCCAGUAGCAAGCACCCAAGAGAAGAACACUAUUGUGAUGCUUUUGUAUUGCGAUGACAUUGAAUUGGCCAAUCCACUAGGCAUGAAAAGAGGUCGCAGAGGCAAGCUAACAGUAUUUUAUGUCUCUUUUGUAAACCUACCACCAUCAGAAAGGUCCAAGCUAGCCAACAUUUUUUUGCUUGGAGUGGGGCAAGCAAAAGCUCUUAAAUCAUUAGAAGCAAAACAUAUGCUUCUUCAAGACUUCAUUGCCACUCUAAAUUUACUUCACAGAGGCUGCACGUUAAAAACUGUAUGUGGUGAAAAGCUCUUUUUUGGUUUUUUGCUUGCCUAUAUUGGAGACGCAUUGGCAUGUCACAAUAUAGCAGCCUUUAAGGAAAGCUUCAGCAAAAAUGUUCGCCUUGCUUGUCGAACUUGCACAGUACCCGCAUCUGAAUUUCAUAAUUUUCACUAUGAAAUUCAAUGUCCACUACGUACAGAGUCUCAAUAUAAAGAGAACCUUAGGGCAAUUGAGGCAGCUAGCUCAAAGAAAGACCGUACUGAAUUGUCAGCACAGUGCGGGAUUAAGUCAAAAUCAGUCCUCGCAGAAAUUCCUAAUUUCUCAAUACUCACGGACUUGCUGUAUGACCCUAUGCACAUUUUGUUGGAAAGAGUCAUUCCUCUGGAGUUGACACUUUUCACUAAGUUCAUUGUAAGGGAGGCAGCAUGGAUGACCUUAAGCCAGCUUAACACUGCCUUGUCUCGGUUCUGCUUUCAUAGGCAAGUGAGUAAGAGUGACUAUCCUCGCAGCUUUGAAUCUGACUUCAGUUUUCCAUUUGCAGCAAGCUCCAGUUUAAUACUCCAUCUUCAUUUUCUUUUUAUUAUUGAUGAAUAUCUGCCUGAAGAGGCUACGGAAGAACCACAUUGUGAAUGUUUUGUGCUGCUUUGCAUCAUCACACAGUUAUUUCUUUCUCCUGCUAUCUCCCCAGAUGCACAUGGAGACAUUGAGUGCCUAGUAGCACGCCAUAAUGAGCUUUUUGUGCAGCUGUAUGGUUCCAGCUCAUUUAAACCGAAAUUGCACAUGCUGGUGCACAUGGUCACUCAGAUACGGCGCUUCGGUCCUUCCCAUCAUCAUUGGACAAUGAGAUUCGAAAGUAAAAACGCUCUUCCAAAGUCGAAGAAGUUCUGGAAUUUCAAAAAUAUUCCAUUAUCUGUCGCAAAUUACUUUCAGAUGAAAAUGUCAAGUGACCUGUGGUUAGGACCAGGGCAGCCUAAGCUGAGCUUUGCACAAUGUGACACUGCACCAGCAGCCGGUGUACCAGUCAGCUUAACAUCUGAUUUUUUGCCAUGUGAACUGCAGCCUAAUGCCGUUGGUCAAACUGUUAUGUCCGUACGUUCUGCCUUUAUCUCUGGUGUCAAGAUCUCUAUUUCUGAUGUGGUUGUGUUUGAACAAAAUGACCAUGCAAUGUUUGGGGAAAUAGAAACAAUUGUACCUUGGCAAGGCAAGAUUUUCAUCGCUGUUCUGGUUCUGGUCAAAGUGAGCUAUUCAAAGCGACUGAAUGCAUUUAUUCUUCUCAAGACACCACACGCCAUAGUGAUUAAACCUGACGAUCUUUUGUAUCCUUGGCCACUGUAUACGUAUGCUAAAAAUGAGGCUUUUUAUGCUAUUACAAAAUGUAUUCAUGUGUCACCUCUGUAG
Ixodes scapularis (black-legged tick) is the source of this 2321-nucleotide messenger RNA. RefSeq lists its product as uncharacterized. The coding region runs from base 630 to 2321 and encodes 563 amino acids. NCBI's taxonomy places the organism in Eukaryota, Metazoa, Arthropoda, Arachnida, Ixodida, Ixodidae. The transcript has a single exon. The record is from RefSeq and is a predicted model, not a curated record.